Ctenocephalides felis (cat flea) is the source of this 3293-nucleotide messenger RNA. Its product is annotated as zinc finger MYND domain-containing protein 11-like. The transcript has 12 exons. The record is from RefSeq and is a predicted model, not a curated record. The coding region runs from base 533 to 3115 and encodes 860 amino acids. Gene Ontology annotation, molecular function: transcription corepressor activity; protein binding. NCBI's taxonomy places the organism in Eukaryota, Metazoa, Arthropoda, Insecta, Siphonaptera, Pulicidae. Gene Ontology annotation, biological process: regulation of transcription elongation by RNA polymerase II.
CAGUUUGAUAUAUCGAAAUAAAAACAAAUAUUGCUAGUGUUUACAGUGAAAAAAAAGUGAAUUUUCCUAUUGACCUGGUGCUAUAGUGUUUUCCGAUAAUUGAUGACUUCUCAAAACAUACAAAUUUAAAAACUCUCGGAACAAGAAAUAGGAAUUGGCAAAUUGGACAAUUUCCAAAUGUAGCCCUGCUACUGCUUUUUACUUCGCAAAAGCCACGCCUGCAACUUGGUGUGUGCAGAACAAUUGACUAAAUCACUGAAGAAGAUUUAUCCUGAUGAAACAAUUCAUCGAUGAGUAUGUCACAUACUCAGUACAAAACAAAUCAAGACAAAUCUAAAGUUUGAAGACAACCGAUCACUACUAUGGUUAACCAUUAACCCUCUCCAUUCCUGAUUCAUGGAAUAAUGUCAUGCUGAAACGUGCAAUCUCGUUUUUGCAAAUGACAAGACAUUGAAUUAUCUUAAGCGACUGUGAUUUUCUAGAACAAAUCUAGAGUUAAUAGAUUUAGAGUAUAAUAAUAAUAUUUGACAAGAUGCCGGUGUUUAGAAGUGCUGAUCCUGAAGAGGUGAAAGCUGUUUGGGAGGCUAUCAGAUUGGUUAAUCAUCAGAGGCAGGCUGCUGAUGCUUUUCGUUUGGGGAAAAAUGUUGCGAGGAUUCUAUCAAUUAAUCAAGAAGAAGGUGAGAACAUUGUAAGAAAAUGUCACCAGGAUGGUUUAUUGGUGCAAGUGCAUGCAGUGGGUGCCCGAGGCAAAAAGAGAGGAGUAGAAUCUCAGACCUACAAAAUACCAACAGAAAUUCCUUCGUUACCUAAACAUGACUGGUAUUGUUACGAGUGUCAUCUGGCCGGUGAUGUGACAGCAUGCCAAGGGUGCCACCGAGUAUUUCAUUCGACUUGUGUAAAAUUGAGCAUGGGUUUUAUGAGCAGUACUAAAGCUGCGCAUAAAAAUGACUCCUUAAAUGAUUCCUCUAGGGACAAAUCGAUGCUGAUGAAAAGUGUUAAUGGAAAACUCAAUGACACUGUGGAAGAAAAUAGCAUCGAAAGCGACUCCAGUGAUGUUGUCAUCAUUGAAGAAGAAGACGACGAUACGGUUAAACCUAAUUCGACGUCCGACAAGACUUCAUCAGAAGAUAAUGGUGUUUCUACCUUGUCACAAAACACAAAACUACUUCCGUUGGCAUCUGCAGUUAAAAAUAAAUCUGUUGAUGAGGAAGACAUUGAUAAAAAGGAGAUUAAAUGUGACGAUGAGGACUUUGAGGAUGAGUUCUCUAGUAAAGUGGGGACUGAUACACAUUGUUAUGUUUGCCGGCUAGCUAAUUUGGAACAGAAGGAAGGCGGUUUGGUUGAUUGUACUGUUAAAGAAUUAAAUUAUCUGCUGCAGUUUACUUAUGACAGGAUACACACCUGGUUACCAGAUGAAUCCCUAAGUGAUAUGAUUCCUUCUGGCAAAACACCAAUCACUUCAAGCGACGAGGCCUGGUGUUCCCUUUACCUGAUUCGGGGAUUUCCAAUGUCUCUAAGAAAAAUGCAGGACAAAAUUAGACGUGGAGCUUAUGAAAGCCUCACCGGAUUCUCUUCAGACGUUUCUGAUAUUGUUCAUCAUGUCGGGAUACUGUUUGGAGUGUCCUCUGAGCAGAUGGAAGCUGCUAAAUAUAUGUUGAAUGAUAGCACUUUCGAUUUGAGUGAAAUUAGACAGUGCAGAGAUUGCUACCGGCAUUCAAAUGAACAGGAUGAUCCUCUCUGGUUUGCAAAACCUUGUUUACCCAGACACGAACUGGUUUUUGCCAAGCAGAAAGGAUACACUUAUUGGCCUGCUAAGGUUAUUAAAAUUAAUGCUGAUGGAAAUUACGAUGUAAGAUUUUUUGGUGGCAAACACUUUCGGGGUAUUAUUGAUCCGCAAUGUGUUAAACCAAUCGAUACUCCUUACCAGGACAUGCAGUUAAUGAAACGCACCGUCACCCUCAACAAAGCUCUCGAAGAACUCCAAAAGCACCAAGAGCUCCUCAAACGUCCAAACAGCUUGUUCACUUACAAAGCUGAACAAUCGAAGCGAUCGCAAAGGAGUACUACACCAGAAGAAGCAGACACCGACGAUGAAACCAAACCAGUCGCCCCAGCCAAAAAGAAAAAAGCCGGCCGCAAACCCAAAUCGAACGCCGGCGACAAGUCCGCCAACAAAAUGGUACCGACAGUCAAACUAACCCGCACCUUGCAAGUGAGUAACGGUGGCGGUAAUUAUGAUACUAAACCAAAACCUAGGAUGACCAGGAACUCUCUGGUCACUGCACCCGAUAUGAAUGUUUACGAUAUCAGUACGGUGGACGAAGAGGAGAAGACUCUGGAUGUUAGGCUGAAGACUCCUAAGAAGACUCCUAAGAAGUCAGCAAAGGAUGGUAAAAGUGAUAAACGGUCGGUCGAUAAGGAGGAGAUGAGUAAGGGUAAACGCAGUUGUGGCCCGAAGAAUGAUGAGAGCGCCGAUGUGGAUGUUGUCAGUCUUUGUAACAGUUCGGACGAGGAAGGAAAUUUGAUUACGAUGAAGACUAUUGACUAUAUAGGAGAAACGGAUUAUUCCUCCAAACCGACCAGAGCCAAGGCCCACAGCAGCAUCGGAAGCAGCCAAGAAGCCUUGAUAAGUUCCACCCAAGAAAUUCCUUCAACGUCGCAGAACAAUUCCAACUCUACGUCCAAUUCUUCGAAUGCAAAUCGUUCUGGUGCAGCUUCCAAACAGGGUGAAGCCCCACGACUGGCCAGGGCCACUCAGGGCGGCGGAGUGUCUCGCAGAGAGAAUUUUGAAAGGAUAAAGUUGAAGGUGGAGCAGGCUUCGAGUAUGAAGGAAGCCGCCAGGAUCGCUCAUGAGGCUCUUAUGGCCGAAAAUGAAAGAUGGGAAGCAGAACUACAAGCUAUGGUUGACGAACAUGUUAAAUCGAUUUUGUUCGAGGUGAAGAAAAGGCAAUGGUGUUACUAUUGUGGAGACGAGGCAAUAUACUAUUGCUGCUGGAACACUGCCUAUUGUCAACAACGACUUGCCAGCAACAGCAUUGGCAAGCCGAACACAAAAGAGUCUGUCGCAGAAAAAGAUAAACAACAACAUGUUGCCAGUCAUCAAAGAAGACGAUGAACAACAACAACAGGUUAUUAUAAUAAUAAGAAUUGUACACAUAAAUAUAUAUAUCAUAAGGUUUUUAAUUUGCAUAUUAUAGUAUAAGUAUUAUUAUCGAAAAAGGAUUGUGAAUAAAACAAAUCGAGAAAUUUAAUGGACGGAGUUUUAUAAGUUAUUGAUAGGUCGUAUUAUUAAA